AUGGAUUUUUUUGAGAAAGCGCAUGUUACCAAGAAGCAACCUUUAAAAAAAGACAGUAAAUCAGAAGAAAUUGUAAAGAAACAACUCAAACAAAUGUUACAAGGUUUUAAGAGAAGCGACAAUGAGCUAAUUAGGCACAGCGGGGACUCUGGUAAUGAUAUAGUUGAAGCACACAAGCGCUUUGAUGAUUCGGCUUCUGUGAGCGGUUUUUCAGAUCUAGAUCUUACACAUUCUGAUAAUGAAGAGGAUAUUAUUCAAGCAUCAACUUCUAGAACUAUAGAUAAUACGGCAGGCAGUUCAAGUCAUAUUAGCUUACCUAAUUCGUCAGAAUCUAACUGUGACACAGAUGAUAAUAUAGACGAUUUAAACUUGGAAGAAUCUAACAGUCAGGAAUCUAUAUCAGAAUGUGAUGAAAUCGUUGAAUCUCUAUCAGAGCACAUUGAAGUUAGUAGUUCAGAAGGUGGGGAUACCUCAUUCUCUAACUUAGAUGUGCCAUCACUAACCUCGGGCAGCACAACUGAUUCGGAAGUCUUUGAUCCUGAUGGAGAAUUAGCUUCGAAAAUACUUGAGAACCUAAAGAAAAAUGAAUUAAGCAAAAAAGGUAAGAAAAGGAAAGUGGAAGAUGAGCGAAAACCUAUUAAACCUAAGAAGAAGGAUGUAAAACAUAAGAAAUCCAGUGAAAUUGAAGAUAAUGAAAGUGAUGAUACUAUGAUUACUAUGGAAGCUUUGAGUAUCUGUGAAGAUGAUAAUGAAAAUGAUGAUGAAAUAGAAACUAUAUCAGAUAGUAAUAGUGCACAUACUUCUACAGCAACAAAUGAGUCACUACCAUUUGUUUCAAUAACUGUGACCGACAUGCCUGAACAAAAGAUUAAUAACUUCUUAGAGGACUACAAGCAUCCUACUGUGAGACCAUUACAAAACAUAGUGUACACUGCAACCUCACCUGCUUUGUUUGCACCAGAAUCUGAGCCAAUUGAGAAUAUGUUAAGUUCGGAAUUGAAUGACAAUGAAACUGUUGUAGGUUUAGUGAAAAUUAACUUAGAUACUGAACCAGCGGAAGACAUCGAGACUGAUGAUGUAAUUGAAAAUAUAGACUUGGAUACAAGUACAGACCAACCACUUGAAGAGAGCACUGCAGAGUAUGACAACACUUUAAUGUCAGACACCCCGAGGGAAGCUGAAGAAGACUUAUUAGAAUCUGUGAAGUUUUACUAUGGGAAAAAUUGUUAUGUUGUGGUACUUCAACAUCCAGCAGAGAUAUAUGUGAGUGGUAAAGUAAGAGUUAAAGGUCUGGGAGGUGUAGUUGAAGUCUAUGGGCAUAUAUUGAGAGAUGCCGUUGAGUUGUAUGCUCCAAACAAUUAUUUUGCUCAGUGUAUAAAGACUGUUGAAAGGCCAAAUGAUGAUUAUGGACUGUUUAGAAAACUCACUGCUGAAGGCUUGUUAGUCCGGGAAGCUGAAGAAAUUGUGACAACUAUAGGACAAUAUGAUGGCAUAAUAAGCUUGUCUCGGUUACAAGACCCGAGGAUGGACUUCGUAGAAAAAAAUGUUGCCAUGGACUUGUUUCCAAAGUCCAACAAAGGCUAUGACAGUCUUAGAAAAGUUUCUGUGGAUAUUGGUUGUAGUAUUAUGCUGAAAAAACCUUGGAGACACUUUGAUGAAAAUGUAGCUUGGGAGUUGGCUGUUAAUUGUGGAUUUGAGGAAAAUAGCAGGGGUAUUGUCUGUGGUGGCAAAGGUGUGGGCAAGUCAACUUUCCUUAGAUACUUUGUCAACAGGAUGCUUAUCAAAGGGCCAGUUCUAGUCAUAGACUUAGAUCCAGGCCAGGCUGAGUUUACUGUAGCUGGUAAUAUAUCUGCAACUGUAGUCACUACACCUCUACUGGGCCCUAACUACACACAUCUAAAAACACCAGAAAUGAUGUUGAACAUAGGCAUGAUCAACACAAUGGACAAUAUAGCCCGUUAUCUGAAUGCAGUCACUCAGAUCUUCUCACACUGUCACUCCAACCAGGCCUACAGUUCAAUGCCCUGGAUUGUCAACACGAUGGGCAUGUGCACGCAAAUGGGCCUCAAAUUCAUUUUACACACAAUUCAGCACACACAGCCCACUUUCUUAGUGCAAAUAGAUUCCCAAAUCUUGAAAAAACGGUUCGAAAGCCACCUAGACACAGAUUCUGUUAAAAGUUUACUUAGAAACUUUGACUGCAAUAUACUUAGGACUGCUGAGGAUACUAACUUGGAUUAUAACUACAUUCUGAUGCAGCAUGCUGAAGGGCCAGAUAAGCAUAACACCGCAACGUCGCCGAAAGAAUUGAGAUAUUUGAACUUCUUGGCAUAUUUCGGCGAGCUAAUGAACAUACAUAAAGGAACCCAGUUAUUAGGAAUUGUGCCGUACGAAGUGAGCAUGUCAGAUGUGAACGUGUUGACUAACAUGAAAGUAGCAAACGGUGCGGUGCUGAAGGUGAUCAACGGAAAAAUAGUAGCGCUCUGUCAACUCGCCAUGAAAGAUAAGGGGAAAGUGUUUACCCUGCAAGAUAACGCACUGCUAUGCCACGGAAACGGUUUGGUCCGUGGCGUGGACUUUGAGAAGCGGCUGCUGUACAUCGUGACGCCAGUGGCCGCGGACAAGCUGAGUGCGGUGGACACAUUGCUGUACGCGGACUGGGUGCCCGACCUGCACGGCCCUGAACGGUUCCUGCCUGAGGGCACUGAGGUGCCUUACCGCAGCCUCACUGACUACAGACAGAAACAGUUCAUGCAGUCGCCCAGGCGCCGCUUCAACCCGCUACAAUUACUAAAAAUGUCAAGGAGUGCCUAA
Spodoptera littoralis (African cotton leafworm) is the source of this 2814-nucleotide messenger RNA. Lineage: Eukaryota; Metazoa; Arthropoda; Insecta; Lepidoptera; Noctuidae. The record is from the annotation of a GenBank genome assembly.